Molecule: messenger RNA, 299 nt
Organism: Striga hermonthica
Lineage: Eukaryota; Viridiplantae; Streptophyta; Magnoliopsida; Lamiales; Orobanchaceae
Source: the annotation of a GenBank genome assembly
GUGCUCCAUUCAAGUACAUGAGCAGCAGGAUUGAGGCCAUAGACCAGACAAACUGUGUGUGCAAAUAUGCUCUAAUCGAUGGCGAUGUCCUUGGCGACAAGCUCGAGAAAAUUUGCUAUGAGAUCAAAAUUGAGGCCUCUGAGGAUGGAGGGUCCGUGAUCAAGAUCGACAAGGAAUAUCACACCAAGGGCGAUGCUGAAAUAACCGAAGAAGAAGUCAAAUUUGGGACCGAACAAGUUCAGGGGCUUUACAAGGCUUGUGAGGAUUAUCUCAUUGCCAACCCUCAUGUUUGUGCCUAA